Molecule: messenger RNA, 1703 nt
Organism: Gymnodraco acuticeps
Lineage: Eukaryota; Metazoa; Chordata; Actinopteri; Perciformes; Bathydraconidae
Gene: hmx4
Product: H6 family homeobox 4
Exons: 2
Coding region: 149-946 (265 amino acids)
Biological process (GO): regulation of transcription by RNA polymerase II
Cellular component (GO): nucleus
Molecular function (GO): RNA polymerase II transcription regulatory region sequence-specific DNA binding; DNA-binding transcription factor activity, RNA polymerase II-specific
Source: RefSeq, a predicted model, not a curated record
CCCAGCAGUGUCUGCUCAGUGGCUGCUGCUAUGGUAAUGGUGCGUGCAGCAUCGAUACGUUAGUGGUCAGAUUAACGUCCCGGGUGAGACUUAAAUGCAAGGAUAGACGCGGAAGUAAACAAGAAAAAGGACUUACGCGUUGGAGAAUAUGAACAAAGUGGACGCACCAUGCCGACCCGUCGCCUCUCUGAAAUUCACCAUUGACAACAUCCUCAAUCUCAAGACAAGCGGGAGGAACCGGGACAGCUGUCACCCCGCCGGAGUGCACGGUGGCUCCGCCACGGUCAUGCGUAAAGACGUCUUCCAGAGACACCACGAGGAGCACGUAGCCCAGCAGCGACAAGACCCGGGCAGCAGACUGAACGACAGAGAGUUGCUGACAGACUGCAGGGGAGCAGCGGACUCGGUCAUCAUCAGCCGCGGGGACCCGAAGAAGGCGACGGAGGUACGCUUCGAGAGCGGGGACAGCAGCUGCGACGACAGCAGUUCCACCACCACGGCCACGGACACCCACAAAGGUGGCAGCCCCGUCAAGAAGAGCAAAAUGAUCACGAAAAAGAAAACGCGCACUAUUUUUUCCAAGAGACAGAUCUUUCAGUUAGAGUCUACCUUCGACAUGAAACGCUAUCUGAGCAGCGCAGAGCGCGCCUGCCUCGCCAGUUCCCUGCAGCUCACGGAGACCCAGGUCAAAAUAUGGUUUCAGAAUCGCAGGAAUAAAUUGAAACGGCAAAUCUCAACCGAAAUCGACGGACCUGUUAGCGAUUUCCCUGAGACUGGAAAGCCCAUGGUGGUAGGGCAGCUCCCGGCCUUGUACAAAGAGAGCAACCUGCUGGGGAGGUGCCUGCUGCCCAUGCCUCUGCCCGUGGUCUACUCGGGGAGCAGCACGCCUUACCUCUGCUUCACUAACGCCAGCAAGUACUUCAGCCUGUACGACGGGGACGUAUGAUGGUGACAUUAAACCCACGUGAAAGAGACACUUUUUGGUGGGCUGUAGUCAAGAUUCAAGCAUUUAAAAGGGUGUUAGGUGGGGGGCCAGACCUGCGGCCUUACUGUUUUUGGAGACUGCAGAUAAAACGACAAAGGAGAAGUUACAUAUCACUUUAAAAAAAAGCUGAUUCGGGAUUAUUUAUUUAUUUUUCUUCAAAGCUAUGGAUUUUGUUUAGGCCUCACUAAACCUACUACACAUAACCGUUUUUAGGAUAUAGCAGGCUAAGCUAAUAAUAGCCUGAGGGAGGCCUAACACAUUAUUAAUCCUAACAUUUUAUUGUUUACAUGACAUGGCAUUAUUAUUAUCAUUAUCAUUAUUAUUAUUAUUAUCAACGACAACAGCAUUUCCAGCAGCCAAGCCACCAAAGAAAUUAUAGCCUAUAGCUAUUUGCAUGCAUUUCCUGUAUCAUAAUGAAUUUUGAAUUACUGAAAUUAUCUAUGUAUUUAAAUGAAUGUAAUUAACAUUUUAUUAUAUAUUUCACGCAUGUCUAUUUUGUUUUCUGAGUAUCCUACUAUUCUUACUUUAUUCCACGUUUGUCUAUUGGCCCAUUACACAAUUUAUUCAAACUGUAAUUAAAACAUCUUCAUUCAAGAAAUAUUUUUAUUCACCAUUUUCAACUGAACUGUUUGUGUUUCGGACCAGUUCAUCUCGACAUGACAUUGCAGUAAAUGAGGAUACAAUGAACGUGUUUAAUAAUUAAAACAUGGUUAUGUUA